AUGCGGGAGCGCAUCUGGGCGCCGCUGCUGCUGCCGCUGCUGCUGCCCCCGCCGCUGUGGGGCGGCCCCCCGGACAGCCCGCGCCUGGAGCUGGAGCCCGAGCCCGGGCCUUUGCAGCCCUUCGACCUGCUCUACGCCAGCGGCGUGGCCGCCUACUACAGCGGGGACUACGAGAGCGCCGUGCGCGACUUGGAAGCGGCGCUGCGCAGCCACCGGCGCCUGCGGCAGAUCCGCGCGCGCUGCGCCCGCCACUGCGCCGCGCGCCGCCCGCUCGCGCCCCCCGGCGCCGGCCCCGGGGCCGAGCUGCCCUUCUUCCGCGCCUUGCUGGAGCGGGCGCGUUGCUACCGCAGCUGCGAGACCCAGCGCCUCGGGGGACCCGAGUCCCGCCACCGCGUGAGCGAGGAUGUGCGCAGCGACUUCCAGCGCAGGGUGCCCUACAACUACCUUCAACGGGCCUACAUCAAGCUUAACCAGCUGGAAAAGGCAGUGGAAGCAGCCCACACCUUCUUCAUGGCCAACCCUGAGCACAUGGAAAUGCAGCAGAACAUUGAGAAUUACAGAACUAUGGCCGGCGUGGAAACGUUCCAGGUGGUAGAUCGAGAAGCCAAGGCGCACCUGGAGAGUUAUAAUGCAGGAGUUAAACAUUAUGAGGCUGAUGACUUUGAGCUGGCUAUCAAGUACUUUGAACAAGCUUUAAGUGAAUAUUUCAGUGAAGAUAUGGAGUGCCGAGCCCUGUGUGAGGGGCCUCAGAGAUUUGAAGAGUAUGAGUAUUUAGGGUAUAAAGCUGGACUCUAUGAAGCCAUUGCUGAUCACUACAUACAGGUGCUAGUUUGUCAGCAUGAAUGUGUGAGGGAACUUGCCACCCGCCCUGGCCGGCUCUCCCCCAUUGAGAACUUUCUUCCCCUGCAUUACGACUACCUGCAGUUUGCCUACUAUCGAGUUGGUGAAUAUAUAAAAGCUUUGGAGUGUGCCAAGGCUUAUCUUCUGCUCCAUCCGGAUGACGAGGAUGUCCUAGACAACGUGGAGUACUAUGAGAGUCUGUUGGAUGACAGCAUUGACUCAGAAUCCAUUGAGGCCAGAGAGGAUUUGACCAUGUUUGUGAAGCGUCAUAAAAUGGAAUCUGAACUGAUAAAAUCAGCGGCAGAGGGUCUGGGAUUUUCAUACACUGAACCGAAUUUUUGGAUCAGAUAUGGAGGACGACAAGAUGAGAACCGGGUUCCUUCUGGAGUGAACGUGGAGGAGGCAGAAGUUCAUGGAUUGUCAAUGGGAAAAAAGUCAUCAUCCAAGAUAGAACGAGACCUAAGAGAGGGUGGCCCUCUGCUCUACGAGAACAUCACGUUCGUCUAUAACUCGGAGCAGCUGAACGGGACUCAGCGGGUUCUUCUGGAUAAUGUUCUAUCGGAAGAACAGUGCCGGGAGCUCCACAGUGUGGCCAGUGGAAUCAUGCUUGUUGGUGAUGGGUACAGAGGAAAAACUUCACCCCAUACUCCCAAUGAAAAGUUUGAAGGGGCAACUGUCCUGAAAGCCCUCAAGUUUGGUUAUGAAGGCCGAGUCCCACUGAAGAGUGCCCGUCUGUUUUAUGACAUCAGCGAGAAGGCUCGAAAGAUUGUAGAAUCCUAUUUCAUGCUGAACUCAACCCUGUAUUUUUCCUACACACACAUGGUCUGCCGAACAGCUCUGUCUGGUCAGCAAGACAGAAGAAAUGACCUCAGUCACCCCAUUCAUGCUGACAACUGCCUCCUGGAUCCAGAAGCCAAUGAAUGCUGGAAGGAGCCUCCGGCUUACACGUUCCGGGACUAUAGUGCUCUCCUCUAUAUGAAUGACGACUUUGAAGGAGGAGAAUUCAUAUUCACCGAGAUGGAUGCUAAGACUGUGACGGCCUCUAUAAAACCAAAGUGUGGGCGUAUGAUCAGCUUUUCAUCAGGAGGAGAGAACCCACAUGGGGUGAAGGCGGUCACCAAGGGCCAGAGGUGUGCUGUGGCACUGUGGUUUACCUUGAACCCACUUUACAGAGAAUUGGAGCGAAUACAGGCCGAUGAAGUGAUCGCAAUCCUGGAUCAAGAGCAGCGAAGAAAACAUGAGCUGAAUAUCAACCCCAAAGAUGAGCUAUAAAAAUGAGAAAGAAUGUUCUAUCAAAUAUUUAUUUAAAUUGUUAAUCUUAUGAGAACAUUUUUAUUUUUGUACAGAGCUGUGGUAUAAAUUAACAGGUUAAUAUGAGUCACCAGAUCUCCCUUCUGUUCCCAAGGGUGCUUGCUUUGCCUCGCUCAGUUUAUCUUUCCUGGAUUUUCAUCAAUUCAUCUCUCAAAGCCCAGUCAACCACCCUCCUCCGCUCCCCCCCCAUGCACACACACAAUUCAUUUGUCGUGGAUUUAAAAGCUGAAAUAGAAAACAUAAGUUUGUUCUUGGAGAAGCUACAGCUUUCAUGUAUGCUCUAGUUCGAAAAGUACCGUGUGAUUUGGUCUCAGACCUUUCUGCCUUUAAGCUACAUCCUCUCACCGUGCUGACGGCCAUGAAGUCUUACUCUCUGGAGCCAGCUCAGCCUGGAGUCUGAGGAGCCCUGGCAGAGUCGGGGUUUCAAACUGGUUCAAACCCGUUCAGUCAUGGCCGAUGAAGUGAAAUCACAGUAGACGCAAACUUCUAGAAUUUGGGUGAUGUGGAACGAUAACCGGAACAGGAAAAAUUACAGGUAGAAGCCCUGGAACGGGAGACUCAGGAGAGGUGUAAUGAGCCCUUUCAGGAGCCUGAUGCAGGAGAUUGGAUUAUUGCCAGGAAUAUGGAGCACAACACACAUUCAGAGUGGUGCGGUCAACCGCCAUCUCUGAGCAGGGCACACUGUUUCCGACUCUGCUGGUCAAGAGAUGUGGUUGCCAUACAACAUGCACACUGCCCUUAUUUUUUAAAAGGAAGGUUAAAUUUCUGGCAGGGCGUCAAUGUGUAAUUUUUCCCAUUCCAGUUCACCCACAUUUUACAAAUUCGACUCCGUUCCAGUUUCUUCUUGUUGACCAUGACUGAACUGAAAAGAACUGGUUGAAGCCCUGAAUGGAGCCUACACUGCCUAAGCUGUCACUGGCCAAAGGGUCAUCUAGGCCCUGAGAAGGAACCACUCUGAUGAGUACUGGAGGAGACAGUCUUUUCAGGGCCUUGGUGGAGUUUUUGGCUCUGGCGUUUUCGCCAGAGAACAAACUUACACUGGAAGCUUCGAUUUACCCUCCACAGUGCUCUGGAAAGGACUGCCCUAUGAGCUGUGUCUUUAAAACGCCCAUAUAGGGGCUGGGAAGACUGGCUCUUCACUCUAGUGACUUUGGAGGAAAAUCUUAAACCCCACCUGGAUCAGGACACCAUUGCCAGGUUGCCUGAGAGGGGAAUCUCCUGGCGAAAAGGGACAUUUUUUUUGUACUUAAGUUAGAAAAGUUGAUUUCUGUUUGAUUCCAGUCUUCAUCUGCAUGUAGUUUGGCACCCCUCCUCUUUGCUGCUACCCAGCACUUGGACUUGUGCUUGGGUCCUAUUCAUUAAAUAAAGGGAGCCUUAUUUUAAUAUCUGGCAUUUGUAUGUAUUCUCCCAAAUAUUUUGGAAUAUUUUCAGAUAAUGGUUUUCUAGUCCCACAGGAGAUUUUGGGACAACUCAGGGGCAAGGUGGGGCCAUCGCUAGUUUUGCUGGCAGGCACUCCAGGGCCUGAAGGAAGGUGGGAGCGCUGCUUUUGAAAAAAGAGAGAUGGUUGGCACACAGGGGUGUUAUUCCAGAGAACGUCUGGUCCUUGGCCCCAAUUCCAAGAGGACACUGCAACAAUAUUGUUCAGAGGGGCUAGGGCCAGCCAACACCAACUAACAGGAAAGCACUUGCCUUUGUGGUGAUCAGUAACAGAGGUGACCCUUAAGAAAACUAGCAUUCCAAACAUUUUCUAAAAUUCAGAUUUACUUUCUUCUCUUCAUGAUCUUCGUUAAUGUAAAAAAUUUCAUUCUCUGAGAUUGAAAAGUUGAUUAUAGUGAUUUUCAUGUCAUCUGUUUUCCACCCAACCUUGUGGUUGCAUUUUCAUCACAAAGAGUGGAAAGAAUGUUAGAUGUUAAUCCCAGCCCUACCAGAUAUAACCUGCUGUGUGACCCAGAGGUAGUCUCUUUCCCUCUCUGGGCUUCAAUUCUCCUUUCUGAAAAUGACAUAAUUGGUUGCAAUUGUUUCCAAAU
Molecule: messenger RNA, 4178 nt
Organism: Loxodonta africana (African savanna elephant)
Lineage: Eukaryota; Metazoa; Chordata; Mammalia; Proboscidea; Elephantidae
Gene: P3H2
Product: prolyl 3-hydroxylase 2
Exons: 15
Coding region: 1-2112 (703 amino acids)
Biological process (GO): collagen metabolic process
Cellular component (GO): endoplasmic reticulum
Molecular function (GO): L-ascorbic acid binding; iron ion binding; procollagen-proline 3-dioxygenase activity
Source: RefSeq, a predicted model, not a curated record